AGAUAAAUAAAGCUUCUCCCUUACUGUUUGAGCAAAAACUUCCUGUUUUGCUCCACACACGCCAUAACAAACCCUACGCUCCACCACCACACCAAACCACAGCCUUCCUCUUUUUCUAUAGCAUGCACAUAUGACGCCUUUCUUCCUGUAAAAGAUGCAUCCCUCAUGCUGCAGUCGCACAGUGAUCAAAUGUAUUUACUGCAGGGACAGCUGAGUAACUAUCUAAGGGACCAUUCCUCUGGACACUGAGGUGAGCAUCAUGGCUGUAAACUCUCUGGACCUGCUCUUCAGAACUCUAGAUGAUUUGGAGUCUGAAGACCUGAAGAGGUUCAGGACAUACCUGUUUGACUCUGAGGGGAAUAUGGAGGGGUUUAAGCCCAUCCCCAAAGGAAAGUUGGAGGACAGUGAUGCUACUGACGUUGCCUCUAAGAUGAAGGAGGCAUAUGGGGGGGAAGGCUCUGUGAAAAUGACUCUGACCAUCCUGAGGAAGAUGAAUCUCAACAACCUUGCAGACAAACUAGAAAGGGAUGCUGCAGAGUCUGGAAAGAGAGAUGAGGGUGUAAUUGUUCAAAACUCUACAAAGGAAGAUGAAGAUGCAAUUGUAAAUGAAGUCAAGGAAACACACAAGAAGUGGAUGAUAAAGAAGUUUGGUAAGAUUUAUGAGUGUAUUGAGGAGGGGAAGAACAAAACACUCCUGAGUAAAAUUUACACGGAGCUAUACAUCACAGAGGGAGAGAGUGAAGGUGUCAACACACAGCAUGAGGUUCGAAGGAUUGAAACACAAUCAAAGUUUCAUAGAGAUAACAAGGACAAAAUCAACUCUAAUGACAUCUUUAAGUGUGUACUGGAACAUGACAAAAUCCGAACUGUGAUGACCACAGGCAUUGCAGGCAUUGGAAAAACAGUAUGCGUGCAGAAGUUCAUUCUAGAUUGGGCAGAAGGAAGGGCCCAUCGGGAUGUUGACUUCAUAUUUGCACUUCCAUUCCGGCAGUUCAAUUUGAAACAGAAUGUUUCAUACUCUCUUCACAAACUCCUCCUUCACUUUCAUCCUGAAAUGGAUGAAAAGGUCAUAAAUCCACACAUGCUCAGAAAGUCGAAUAUCAUAUUCAUCUUUGAUGGUCUCGAUGAGAGCAAACUCUCCCUGAAUAUAGAACAGGACAUAGAUAUAUAUGAUCCCCUGAAGACUGCAUCAGUGGAAGUGUUGAUAGCGAAUCUCAUCAAAGCCAACCUUCUGCCAAAUGCAUUUAUUUGGAUAACAUCCCGGCCAGCAGCUGUCAAAUGGAUCCCUCCUAAGUACAUAGACAGGUGGACAGAGGUACAAGGGUUCAAUGACCAACAGAAGAAUGAAUAUUUCAAGAAGAAGAUUGAGAAUGAAGCUGAAGCCGACAAAGUCAUCACCCACAUUAAAAGUUCAAAGAGCCUAUACAUCAUGUGUCACAUACCUGUCUUCUGCUGGAUCUUAGCUUCUGUUCUUCUGAAAAUGAUCAAUCAAACCAGCACAAGUUACUUGCCUCAAACACUGACUGAGGUCUAUAUCUGUUUUCUGCUAACUGAAACAAACAGGAAGUGCCAAAAAUAUGGCAAGGGUAUUGAACAAGAUGAUAAAAAACGGCUGCAGUCUAACAGAGAGGCUAUUUUAAAAUGAUCUGAACUAGCAUAUAACGAACUGGGGAAAGGUAAUAUCUUGUUUUAUGACGACAGUUUAAAAGAGUGUGGCAUCAAUGAAGAUGACAUUACAUUGUACUCUGGCAUGUGCUCUGAGUUCUUCAAGAGUGAGUGUGUAGUCGACCGACAUAAAGUUUAUUGCUUUGUGCAUCUCAGCAUACAGGAGUUUCUGGCUGCUUUCUUUAUAUUUCACUCCUUGAUGAAUAAGAACACAGAAGUCUUGGAACAAUUCUCAUCAAAAGAAUCUUUCUUUACAGCAAUAGGGAGACGUGUGACUAGGUUAUUUAAUGCAGGCUCGAGAACUCCCACCAUCAUUUCCAUGGCUGAUUUUUUUAGAACAGCAGUAGA
Alosa sapidissima (American shad) is the source of this 2013-nucleotide messenger RNA. Its product is annotated as NACHT, LRR and PYD domains-containing protein 6-like. The transcript is spliced from 5 exons. The record is from RefSeq and is a predicted model, not a curated record. The coding region runs from base 260 to 1645 and encodes 461 amino acids. Lineage: Eukaryota; Metazoa; Chordata; Actinopteri; Clupeiformes; Clupeidae.